AUAAACCUCACGCUGAAGUUAGAGAAGUCACUUUUGAGAAGCAGAGACACAGAGCAACUAACGCGUACUGGAACUGACCUGAACUAGCAAUGUACACCAGAUCAGACAGCCUGGCCUUCUCGCUACCGACAAACACUUUCUUCCAGCUGCAGUCGCAGUUUGAUUUCAGACCGAUGAUGCCGCGCAACACCGAGCCGGAGAUCUUCACCUUCGAGCGGAUCCCGGAGCCGCAGCAGCCGGCGUUCCCUCCCCGCGGAGCCGCGGUGCGCCCGCGCAAGAGGAACACCCGCGUCAUGUACCCCUCCAAAGUGCGCAAAUAUCUGCCCCCGGCCGAGAAGAGCCCCGCCAAGCGCUGGCUGCUCGUCCUGUGCCUGGUGGUCUUCAUGCAGAUCUACACGGAGGAGGGAUCCGUCGAGACCACGCAGAGUGAAGCAACUUUGUACAAUGUUCUCCCCUUCCAGCCUGCUGAGGAGCAAGCCAGACAAAUGAUGGGCAGCUGUCCUGAGGACUUCAGCCUGAUGUCUCAUCAGCAGCUCCGGUCUAGCAGCGAGGAGCAGAAGGAGAUCUCUUGGCUUCUGAACACUACAUGCCCGAGCUCAAGCUGGGAGGAGGACAUCAACACUCUCUACCAGCAGAGCAGGAGGAAUGGAUACGUGGUGGCCCUUCUCUACCCAGUGUACCAUAGACUUGGCACCGAGAACUGAAUGAACUCAGAAUCAAGUUUGUGGGCUAAUCAAGUUCACUGAACCUUCUUGUAGAAGAAAAACAGGCUCCCAAGUCGUGCAUGGAGAACGUGAUGAGUGGAGGACGAAGUGAUGGAAAACACAAGCUGAGGGAGACAUCCAAUGGACUUGAAUGGCGAAGAAACUUCAUAAUGGAAUGAAACUUGAACGGCUCAUUUAGAUAAUGUAGAAAAUGUUUCACUUGAAGUGUAGCCUCACAAAUAGACCUGUUGUACGUCUAAACUCAUGAGGGUGUCUCAAUGACCAUUUGUGUUGCUGAACGCAGCCGCUCGCAGAAAUACUUGAAUCUCACAUUGAAGAUUUUUAUGUUACAUGAAGAAAUAUUUGUUGUAGCUAUUUAUUUAAGGUUAUUUAUUUAUUGUUAUUUGCUUAUUUAUUUCCUACUCUCUUGUGAAAAUAAACUGACAUUUGCAUCUACAAUUCUUAUUUACUUUUUCAUUGUCUUCUUGUAAUAUUUGAAUGAGCUGUGGUCUCACAAACUUUGUUCAAAAUACUGUGAUUUCUCAGUGCCACAUCUAAAAGUACAAUACUCUAAUAUAUAUAUAAUUUAUUAUUUCAUGUGUUGUGCAUGCAUGAACACUUAUGCUGAUAUGGCUCUUUAAAAAAUGUGUUUGUGGAUUUGAUUGAAACAUUAGAACAGAAAUACUUUUUUGUUAGAGUUUAAGAGAUAAUCAUCAUACUAUUAACACUAGUAAUAAUUAUUAUGAGCAUUAUAAAGGUGAAAAUGUGUGAGGUACAAUAAUGUUCAUAUAAUGAAUAAAGUUGCAAUGAUCAUAA
Sinocyclocheilus anshuiensis is the source of this 1520-nucleotide messenger RNA. RefSeq names its product torsin-4A-like. NCBI's taxonomy places the organism in Eukaryota, Metazoa, Chordata, Actinopteri, Cypriniformes, Cyprinidae. The transcript has a single exon. The record is from RefSeq and is a predicted model, not a curated record. Bases 90 to 704 code for a protein of 204 amino acids. Gene Ontology annotation, biological process: negative regulation of apoptotic process.